Oreochromis niloticus (Nile tilapia) is the source of this 6787-nucleotide messenger RNA. It is a transcript of the gene arhgap40, whose product is annotated as Rho GTPase activating protein 40. The transcript has 16 exons. The record is from RefSeq and is a predicted model, not a curated record. Lineage: Eukaryota; Metazoa; Chordata; Actinopteri; Cichliformes; Cichlidae. Gene Ontology annotation, molecular function: GTPase activator activity. Gene Ontology annotation, biological process: regulation of actin filament polymerization; regulation of small GTPase mediated signal transduction; signal transduction. The coding region runs from base 1996 to 4053 and encodes 685 amino acids. Gene Ontology annotation, cellular component: cytoplasm.
GGGGUCUGCUGAGGCUGGCGGCUCAACUCUAAGCCAGCUGAAAUGUGGUGCCACUUUUCUUUGUGUGUCUUUGAUUGAAAGUCUUGUUUUGCUUUUUUUUAUUUUUCCUUUUUUGAAGAAGUUAAAACACAUAACUUUAUUGAUGGACUCAUUAUUUGGACAAAUAAUAAAUAAAUUUUUGUUUUUUUAUGCUCUUCUCUGUGCACCUUGGUGGUAGGUGAAUCUCUAUUCUGGUGCGCUUUUUUGUAAGAUUUGGGUGCUUUAUAGAUCUGCUACAUGCGUUUGUGAUUUUCCAUGUCACAGAUCUUACAUGCCGGGAUGACUUAGGAAAAAAAGCAUUUGCUCAAGGCUGUGUGAGCUAAUUGUUGCAUUCUCUGUACUCUGAGAGGCUUUCAGUAGCCAUAAGGAAGCAACACUGUGUUACUACGCAGAGCUCUUUUUCAGUGGAUUGCAGUAUUCCUUCACCAGAGUUGUUGUUGGGGUUACUUUGUGUUUCCCACCGUGCUGAGCAUGACGGUAGACAACAGGGUCACAUUUUGUCCAUUCUUCUCUGAGAGUGGAUGGCUUCCUGUUGAUACUCUGUCUUAAUAGGAGGUCUAUUCAACAAAGAACAAUAACAUCUGCAUGACAUUUUCAGUAUUCCUUUUUUAGCAUUAGUAUGAAGCAUGUGCUUUGUUUUGUGGCCAAGCUACGUGGCUUGCUGGCAAGCUGAGGAGUAUUAUUACCUGAUUUAAAAUUAAACAAUGAUUCUUUUCCUCCUGGUUCUUGAGGCGGCGUGGGAGAAAAAUUCAAAGCUAGCUUUUAUUCCUCUUUAUAAUCCCUCCUCUGAGGGGAGUUAGAGGUAUUUUUAGCUUGAGUCCUGUAGUAUUUUCAGUUUGUAUGAGUUUUUGCAUGAAUUCAGAACACAGCAGGCAAGACAGCCUUAAUGUAUGAGGUUGAUUCUUCAAGCUUUUACAGACAAAUAUAUAAUCUAUCAGCAGACAAUAUAAAAUGUUUUAGGCCCCUUCCCUCUCAUUUACCAGGUGUUUGUCUAUUUAUGUCCCCAGCUGAUAUGUAGGACAUCAGCAUGACAAUAGAGUAUUGAGAGAGUGUGGAUGAGUCACUGAUUGAGUGAGCCCUUUGGGGGUUACAUACUCACAGGCAAUGUUGACAGACCUGUUGCACUUGAGAAACUUGAGAGACUUUCACUUUAUGUUCCUUUUACUCUGUUGUGCGUACAUACAGCACACACAUCAUAUCCUCUGGUCACAUUACAGUCAUUCUUUUUCUGAUGUUUACUCGUGUCCAAGUAUGCAGUUGAACGAAUUCCAAUUGUGUAAUAAGCGUCUUUCUUCUACAUAUAAGGUAUGAUUUGGUUUUAACCUACUGCAUCAUUAGCUGUCUGACCGCAAGUCUGUGUAAUCUGUCAAUACUUUACAGCUCAGGGUUUAAAAAAAAGGGAAAAACUCAUCCUUAGAAUCAUUUGAUUUAAUUAUUUCUGGUCACAUACAUUAAUAUGAAGAGGGGAUUAAAGUUUCUGGCCAUCUAAGAAUCCUUGAUUAAUGAGCUUAACAAAUGUUGUCAGGCUUAUGCUCAAAGGUCAGUAAAGUGUCUGAAGUGCUAUAAACAUGUGAUGCAACAUAAAACAAGUAAGCUUUUACUCAAGGGUUCAUUGUUUCUGUCCACUUAGACUACUACUGUCCUAAAACAAUGAAUGUUUUGUGUUUCAGGCUAAGCAUUUUAAGCCAGGUAUCGAAAUGUGACAGGUCAUAGAUGUCAGUUUGAAGCAGCAGGGAAGAAGAUGGCAGUCAGGCGUAUAAGGCAGGGCGCGUCACCUCGGAGUAACGUGGGAGGGGACAGGUGUGAGUGAUGUCUAGAUGCUCACGGAAGUCGUCACUCCCUCUUGCAUUCCAGCUCCAGCCUAGAAACAUGCCACACAGCCUUGAGCCACACUAACUGGAUAAAGCUAGAUUUUGUGCAAGACUCUAAUUCCUGGAUUUCUUUAGCAGUGUGGAUAUGGGAGGUAGAGCCGAGGUAGUGGUGAACAGGCUCAUGUCCAGCAUGCCCAACACGCAUUUUUCACGCUCCACACCGAGCCGCUUAAGGCUCCGUCCACAGACUCAAUGGAAGGGCAAGCGCGUGAAGACAUCCUCUCGAAAGAUGAAAGCCAGAGAUCCCAGCCCCACCGAGAUGAGCGUGGAGCCUUGGGCCAGCCCGCAGGACCAGGCAGCCGCUGAACUCUCUCACAGCGAACACACGGACACGCCGCCCUCUCAGGAUCAGGAGCAGCGCCCUGAUAAACUCUGCCUGGACUCGUUCUGGAGUGAGGUUGAGAACAUCCAACAGGGGAGUGGCUACGCAGACGACUGCAGCAGGAGAGAUUCGAAACACUCCGAAGAAGGAGAGCAGGAGGAGCAGUGGUUGGCCGAUGCUGGCUUGUCAACCCUCAUCAGCGAGGACACUGAGACAAUAGACAAAACGGCCCUGCUGUCCACUCUGACCAAGACGCAGGCCGAAGCCGUUAAGCGUCGAAUAGAGACCUACACGCUCCGCAAACGGAACAAACCGCCACCGCGUGACGUUCGCGACAUAUUCAGCUCACAGACCCUCGUGUCCGAGUCUCAGCAUAGUGAAGACCCAGCCCAAAACAGCAUGGCAUCGGUAGCCAAGUCACCUUUAUCAGCUGUGACUCCAGAGCAUCAGCGAGGUACUCCCAAAGAUGAAUACUUCAUCACUGAUGUGGCUUACUGUGAACAGGCCGUCAUCCUCAUCAAACAAGCCAAACUGCCACAGAAUAACAGCCAGCGCAGGAAGGAGGACGGCACCCUGCCUCGGGUCAUCUGCCCCAAGUGCCGUCUAGGAAUGACUCGUAUUCAAGAUCUCUCCCACGCUGACAUGAAGAAGGUGCGUCAGUUGGCUCUCAUCGACAUGACAGCGCUGUGCGACCUCCUAGAGCUGGAGGUCAAAAGGCACAAAACUGGCAAGAGGAAAAACCCAGAGAGCCCGCUCUUUGGAGUCCCGCUGGCCACGCUGCUGGAGAACGAUCAGAAACUGAAGCCCAGCACUUCGAUUCCGCUCUUGCUGCAGGAAUUGUUGUCAUUUCUGGAGAAGAAGGGAAUCGAUUCGGAGGGGAUCCUGCGUGUUCCAGGAUCUCAGUCCAGAAUCAAGCUGCUGCAGCAGAACUUGGAGGCCAACUUCUACUCACGGCAUGUCAGAUGGGAUGAAGUGAGUCCGAACGACGCCGCUGCACUGCUCAAGAAGUUCAUCCGGGAGCUGCCCGCUCCUCUGCUCACUGCGGAGUACCUCAACAACUUUAGCGCCGUCAGGGAAAUCACAGAGCUGAAACAGAAACUCCACAUGCUGAACCUGCUCAUCCUGCUGCUGCCCGAGCCCAACAGAAACACACUAAAGGCUCUGCUGGAGUUCCUCAGUAAGGUGGUCUCCAAGGAAAAGAAGAACAGGAUGAACCUGUGGGCCGUCGCAACCAUCAUGGCUCCCAACCUGUUCCUGCACAAGGCCGUCCCAAGCAGACUAACUGAGGGUGGAGAGAAAGGACAGGCGGAGAAGGCGGCAGAUGUUAUGAGGCUCCUCAUCCGGUACCAGGACCUGCUCUGGAUGAUCCCUAAUUUCCUCAUGAGCCAGGUGCGUAGGCUGAACGAGAACAGUAACCGGCGUUACCAGUUAUACGAUCGUCGCUUCAAGAACCUGCUGAGAAAGAUUCACACGGACAGCAGGGAAAAACCGGAGAAAAACUCAGAGCCACAUCGUACAGUGAAAAUCCAGGUCGGAGAUCUGGAAAGCAGCACGAUGGAUUAUCAGCUUAACUUAAAUUCAAGAGCCUCCGACCUUCUCGCCCAGUUUUACCGCCAGUUCCUCAGAAGCCCUGACAAUGGAAAGGACAAAAUGCGAAGGAACGGCUCGGUGGCGUAUUCGGACUGCGCCCUGUAUGAAGUGGGCGGGAAUAUCGGUGAGCACUGCCUAGAUCCAGACACACACCUUCUGGAUUUGUACAACAGCAAUCCUGGAGGAGAGUGGAUCAUCAAAAGGAGACCCAGUGGCAGCAGGUGGCUGUGAUGGAUGGACUGAACGAAAACUCAGUUUCAGACUAAACAUAAAGGCAUCAAGGUCUUCGGAAGCAUCAAAUCCACGCAGCCGUCACUUCUUCAUAUCCUGUUCAUCCCGUGAGCAACAAGCGAGAGGGAGACAGAUGGAGGAAGCGGGAACGGAUAGAUGGAGAAACUGCCUGGAGCAGAGCCUAAAAACUGUCUGCGAUCACAUGAACACACACUACCCUCUGUCUUUCUCUUCCUGCCUCUCUCCAUCUUCUUCUUUUCCCUUCACUACAUCAUUUCUCUCCUGCGUUGCAACGCUGAGAGCCUAAAGCUGCCGACGCGACUCAUUACUUCCAACAGAGAACCUGCUGCACAGAAAAGAGGAGAGCGACCGGCUGGACAGUUUGCUUCGCCAUCUUUUCUCUCGAGCAAUCGUAUCCAACCAUGAGCGAGCAGAUGGGGAUGCAGAGCACCUCUGGCUAUAGAGAGCUCACCCCCUCUGUCAGGCCAGCGUCUGCCCCACAAAAGUGUUUUUCUAUCAUGACUUAUCAGGGCUUUGUAAAAAGCUCAAACAUGAUACAAGAGUUUUAUGUGCAUAUUUGAAGAAAAAAUAUUAUCUAAUUGCGUGCUAAAAGUCAGCGGAAUACAAGAUUUCAUUUGUAAAUAUUUGCCCGCCUGCAUCUCCAGUGAUUAAGCUAUUAUUACAUCAUCAGUCUCCAGUGUUACCACUGCUCAGUCAUUUUCUUGCACUUACAUACAGACAAGCCUGGAUAUUCAGGUAUUCGGUGAACAUGGACAUGUAGCAGGUCAACUUUCAGUCUUAUUAUGAAAUUCUGGAUUUUCAACUUUUGUCAGAAAAAAAUAGUUGACCAUGAAGUAAUACAUGAGGUGCUCCAUGCCUUGAUUUCUUUGUUCACCCACCAGUGUUACUUUACAAUAAAUCAGGAAAAACACAGCUAGGAAAAACUGAUUUCUUUAUUCUUCUAUCCUGACUUAAGCAGCAAGUUUUCCUAUUUACACAUGCUCUUUACAUCUAGAGCUACUCAUAACCUGUGUAAACAAAUUUGAACAUAAAACCCUUGGAUCAUUAUUUUGAAACCAAAAUAAUGAGAAAACAGCAGCAUGAAAGAAGACACUGGGCACUUAAGCUGCUGGAGCAGAAGCUAACCUGGAAACAGACAGUUGAUCCAGAUCGAUCCAGAUUGAUUCUGCAGCUUUGAUGAGUAAGUAAACAAAGACCGGGGUUUGUCGGUGUCAACUCCUUUCUUCACCUGUGCCAUUCAAUGAGGGAAAGAGACCCUGAUGAACUGAUAUCCCUUUAUCUGUGAAACCCUGCAAUCUCCUGGGCAUUCAAAUUAAAAAAUCCUCGGCCUUCCUGAGCUGCACAGAGCAGCGCUCAAAGAGACUUUUCUCUUGGACACCACGAGAUUUGGUGUUGUGACCUCAAGGACAGUGACUGUACCUCUAAAGGGAGUUGUAAAGGACACACAGUGAAGCUGGUCUUCUCGUCUUUUUUUUUUUUAACACACGAAUGAAGGCGAAAACGAACGAAGUGACUCAUGGGGUGUACUGGGAUUAUUAUUAUUAUUAUUAUUAUUGUUGUUAUUAUUUAUAUGAAUGUAAUACCGUUGUUGCUUCUUAUUCAGUGAGUAUUGUGUAGGAUAGCGAGACUCAGUGUAACAGUAUGAUAUGUUAAGCUGCCCACACUCGGUGUGGGAGCUUGCAGUGUUUGUGUUCAGAAUUGUUCGUACGCUGGCAUUUUUUUAAUGGAUCUCUUUACAUCUGUUAGUAGGAGAAGUUGUAUAAAUAUGGCUCAUUCAUACACACUUUAAGGAUAACUCUCUGCAGUAGGACUGUUUGUUGUGAGGCUACUCAAAGCUUUUUCCAAACGCAGUCGAGCAGCAGAUGAAUGUAUUUACCAUUUUGUACCGAUUGCCAGAUGUGAAUCGUUUGCUCCUCGCAGACGGAGCCAUGUUGGUGCGCCGCGGCCAUUUUGUGGGAAGCGUUUCACACACUCCACUCGAUAGACGGGGUAAUGACAGCCGGCCCGGCACCCGACAUCUAUCAACACCCUCCGCUCCAUCUCUGUCACUUCCCUGUAAUGGACCAUAAUGGCAGCGCAGCGCCAGCAUCAGAAAUGCACACGGAGGAAUCGCAUUUCUUUGAUAAAGCAGAACGUAAUAAAUGGGCGUUAUAAAUUCUGCUGCCCUGGACCUGAUGACAGCAGUGUGUGUGUGUGUGUGUGUGAGUGAGUGUGUGUGCAUGCACGUGUGUGAUCAGCUUCAUUACACAAGUCCAAUUGGCCCGUCCCAGGGUCCCAGGCACAGUUCAGUGCCUCGGCACAAAGCGAGCUGAUGAAACUGCCUUCUGCUGACAAUCAGGAGAACUAGGUCACCUCUGAAGCAGCAUCCCGGAGGGCGAGCACCCUGAGGAGCAGAGCACGUGGACACGCAUUGUCUAAACACACACGCUGAACAACCUCAGCGUAAACGGGCACAGGUUCACACUGCAGCAGCUUUCUAUGAACUGUGUUUGUAUGUGAAUGUAUUUGUAUGUGUGUGUGUGAUAGAGAGAGAGAGAAAGAGAGAGAGGACGUUUCCUCUCUGAAACAGUGUUAUCUGUGUGAUUACCCAGGGACUCUCGCACAACUACAUGAAGGACACAGUUUUUAAUAAAUCUGUGAAAAUACUUCUUUUCUGUAGAAAGAAAAACUUUUGAAAAAUGUUUCCUUUUUUUGUCAAUAAAUGUGAAUCUCA